AAUUUCCAUCCAACAAAAAGGAAGUUUUCAUUAGAGUAGCUUCUACAAGAUAUCAACCAAUCCUGUCAAAUUGAAGACCAUUUACCAGUCAGAGUAGAGACAACUAGUGUCCAGAAAUUGAGCUUAGAAACCAGACAGGUAGGAUGUAACACUCAGAACCAAUGACUUUUAAUAUUGUGCUGAUCUAUUUGAUGUAAAUUGAAGAAAGAAAAAUUGUGUGCCAACCAUGACAGAAUGAUUUUUGUAACAAAAGCUUUGGCCUGAUGUAGUCUUGCAUGCCUGAACAUAUGCCCACAGCAGCAUAAUUUGGGUAUAAAUUGAGAGCCUUGUUCUCCCAUUGACAACCACACCAACACAGAGAUGACUUCCCAAACUCAUUUCUGCCAUGUCUUUCUCCUCUCUUUCUUAACUCUUCAGUUCUGUCAGUUGUUCUCCACAGAAGCUGAAGCCGGUGCCAAACUGUACAUCGUGUACUUGGGAGAGAGGAAACAUGAGAACCCAGACCAUGUCACUGCUUCACACCAUGACAUGCUGACUUCCCUCCUUGGAAGCAAAGAGGAGGCUGUGUCAUCAAUCGUUUACAGCUACAAGCAUGGCUUCUCAGGCUUUGCAGCCAUGCUAACGGAAGCACAAGCAGAGGAAUUAGCAGAGUCUCCUGACGUUAUCAGCGUACGACCAAGUCGAAACUACGAGCUGCAGACCACACGAAGCUGGGACUUCCUGGGACUGAACUAUAUGCAUCCGACUGGGCUGCUAAAGAAGAGCAAUUAUGGAGAUGGCAUCAUCAUCGGCAUGGUCGAUACAGGUAUAUGGCCGGAAUCCAGAAGCUUUAACGACGACGGGUACAGCCCCGUGCCGAGCCGAUGGAGAGGCGUGUGCCAGGUCGGAGUUGCCUUCGGAGCCAACAACUGUAGCAGGAAAGUCAUCGGGGCUCGAUACUACACCGCCGGGAUCGACGACAGCAACCUCAGAAUCGACUACCUGUCUCCCCGCGACUACAACGGCCACGGCACGUUCACCGCCUCCGUGGCCGCCGGUUCCCUCGUGCGCGGCGCCAGCUUCCACGGUCUUGCCGCCGGGGACGCGAGGGGCGGCGCCCCCCGCGCCCGGCUCGCGGUGUACAAGGCGGUGUGGGGCAGCGGCAGUGGUUCGGGCGCCGGCAACACCGCCACGGUGCUGGCGGCCAUCGACGACGCCAUCCACGACGGGGUCGACAUCCUGUCGCUGUCGCUGGUGGUGCUCGAGGAGGACUCCUUUGGUUCCUUGCACGCCGUGGCUAAAGGGAUCACCGUCGUGUACGCCGCAGGCAACCUAGGCCCCAUUCCACAGCUCCUGUUCAACACGGCUCCUUGGGUCAUCACAGUGGCUGCAAGCACCAUCGAUCGGUCUUUUCCUACCACAAUCAUCCUCGGAAACAAUCAAAGUCUUGUGGGCCAGUCAAUCUUCUAUAACUCGACGAGUGAAUCAAAGAAUAAAUACAUGCCUCUGGUCCUUGGCGGAAGCUGUUCGCCGGAAUCUCUCAAUGGCACUGAUAUAAGCGGAUCGAUCGUGCUGUGUCUGGCUUAUUCGCUCGAACCUGGUUUCCCCACUGCGCUGUCUACUGUCCAAAAUGCUGGGGGGAAGGGUCUUAUCGUUGCACAGUUCACCAUCAAUGUUCUUGAGUUCACCAAGCAAUGCAUAGGCAUCAUCUGUGUUCUUGUAGACUUCGAUAUUGGAUACCAGAUCGAAAAGUACAUUACUACUGAAAGAUCACCUCAGGUGGCAGUGGAGCUGACUCACAAUGCUAUAGGGAAAGAAGUGCUGUCUCCAAAAGUAGCAUGGUUCUCUUCAAGAGGACCAGCCAUACCAUUCCCUGGCGUGCUGAAGCCUGAUGUUGCUGCACCUGGUGUCAGCAUAUUGGCAGCAAAGAGGGACGGCUACACUUUCGGCUCAGGAACCUCGGCGGCCUGCCCACAUGUAUCAGGAGUAGUUGCUUUGCUGAAAUCCCUGCAUCCAGACUGGUCUCAUGCUGCCAUCAAAUCAGCACUCGUCACAACAGCUUCUAUCACCAAUGGCUAUGGCAUGCCAAUACAAGCAGAAGGAAAUCCAAGAAAGAUUGCUGACCCUUUUGACUUUGGAGGGGGUCAAAUAGAUCCCGACAGGGCUGCAGAUCCAGGCCUUGUAUAUGACAUCGAUCCGAAGGAGUAUUACAAGUUCUUCAAUUGUACAACAGGACAAUUUGAUAUCUGCGCCGAAGUGCUCCAGCCUGUGUAUUACCUGAACCUUCCUUCCAUCUCCAUUCCUGAUCUGAAGACAACCACUGCAGUUUGGAGAACAGUUACCAAUGUUGGAGAAGAAGUAGAUGCAGUGUACAAAGCAUCUUUCGAGUCCCCGCCGGGCGUUCAGAUGGUUGUGGAGCCACCGACGCUUGUGUUCGAUGCCACAGCCAAGGUGCGUAGUUUCAAGGUGACCUUCACGGCCACUCACAAGGUGCAAGGAGACUACAUGUUCGGAAGCCUGACUUGGCUUGAUGGUGGAGCUCAUGCUGUUCGGAUGCCGAUUGCCGUCCGUGUAGUGAUUCGGGACUUCUACGCAGAUGUUGCAUGAAUCUUUGGACGAUAGUAAUCUUGUUAAGGUGUUAUGAAAACAGAUCAUGUAAGCUUGGCUCAGAUCGAAAUAAUAACAGAAUAAACAAGGAUAAUUAUAUAUUAUCCCUAUAAUUAA
This is a messenger RNA of Musa acuminata subsp. malaccensis (wild Malaysian banana), 2703 nucleotides long. Its product is annotated as subtilisin-like protease SBT3.5. The record is from RefSeq and is a predicted model, not a curated record. Gene Ontology annotation, molecular function: serine-type endopeptidase activity. Gene Ontology annotation, biological process: proteolysis. NCBI's taxonomy places the organism in Eukaryota, Viridiplantae, Streptophyta, Magnoliopsida, Zingiberales, Musaceae.